GAUUAAGUAGCAACUCUACUAUAAAUGGUCCAUGGAAAUUUGGGAAUAGUCGGAAUAUCACCAUCCGCUCAAUUCGGUUGAGUUCUUUGGUCUGACGCAAGUGACGCAGGACCGAAAAGAACUGGAAUGGCCUGCAGGGCAGUUAGAAAUAUGCCCAAAUCUAACCUGCAGAGUUUAUCGUUCGUUGUAACCUGUUUGCUGCCGGUGGCUUCUCAUGGGCUGGCUGUAAACCUGGCCAGUUCCACCAGAUGCUUGCACAUCCCCAAGACGAUGGCCCUGUGCUACGACAUCGGAUAUACCGAGAUGAGAAUCCCGAAUUUACUAGGGCACGAAACACUGCCUGAAGUCAUCCAGCAAUCCACCAGCUGGUUACCUUUACUGGCCAGAGAAUGUCAUCCAGACGCCAGGAUCUUCCUCUGUUCGCUUAUUGCACCCGUUUGCUUAGACAGGUUCAUACAACCCUGUCGCAGCCUCUGUGUAUCAGUGAGGAACAGCUGUGCUCCCAUCAUGGCAUGCUAUGGCUAUCCAUGGCCAGAAAUACUGAACUGCAACAAGUUUCCCGCUGACCAUGGAAUGUGCAUCUCUACCAUCAGCAACAAGACAGCAUCACAUAGAAGCACAGUGCCUCAAGCAAGCUGUCAAGACUGCGAAUUAGAAGAAACGACCUCGGCAAAACAAAUACUCAAUACGUUUUGUUCACAUGAUUUUGCAGUAAAAAUCAGAAUUUCAAAGAGAAACACAAGUUUUACCAAGAUCUCAGAUUUUGAGAUGGACAGCAAAUUGGAGGUCUUCAAGCACGGACCCCUCCUCAAGACAGAGAUCCAUCCCAGGCUUCAGCAUUGGCUUGACUUGGAUGCCACUUGUGUCCAGAACAUGACGCGAGGCAACCGUACAGGAACUUUUGUGAUUGUGGGACGAAUUCAGAAUGGCAAAAUUUCAGUGUACAAGGUGUUCUUGUGGCAAAAGCGCGACAAAAAUCUCAUGCAUGCUGUUAGAAAGUGGAAACACUACAGAUGCCGCACGCAAUACUGAGAUAGAAAAUUAUAUUUGUAAAUAUGUAUUAUUAAGCAACUGUAAAGACCCUAUAAAGUACUUUAUCUUUUUUCAGUGCUGACUGCAUUCUUAAUAGCAAAUUUAGAUCAAGAGUGAGAAAUUUAGAACUGAGGCAGGAAGUGAUCUCUAUGAAGGCAUUUCUACACAAGUGCUGAACUGUCAGACAAGGUGGAGUCUUUUACAGACAUGAAGUUUGCAAUUUUCAUUAACAAAGGAAUAUAUACUUAUUCACAGCCCAUCUGCUAUCUGUGCGUAC
Molecule: messenger RNA, 1309 nt
Organism: Rhincodon typus (whale shark)
Lineage: Eukaryota; Metazoa; Chordata; Chondrichthyes; Orectolobiformes; Rhincodontidae
Product: secreted frizzled-related protein 5-like
Exons: 4
Coding region: 127-1032 (301 amino acids)
Biological process (GO): canonical Wnt signaling pathway; negative regulation of canonical Wnt signaling pathway; non-canonical Wnt signaling pathway
Molecular function (GO): Wnt-protein binding
Source: RefSeq, a predicted model, not a curated record